AUGUCCUUUUUCUGUUUCGCCUCGCCCCCGGUCUGCACUCUGUCACCGUCUCGGCGACUCUGUCGGCUGUGCUGUGUUUUCCAGAACGAAGAGGAACUCAUGGAGACUCUCUCGCAAAGCCUGCUGGCUGCCGUGGACCGCGACUGCGUUGCUGGAUGGGGAGCGGUCGUCCACGUCAUGACCCCGAACAAAAUCACGACUCGCCAACUGAAGUGCCGGAUGGACUAA
Messenger RNA from Neospora caninum, 228 nucleotides. RefSeq lists its product as hypothetical. NCBI's taxonomy places the organism in Eukaryota, Apicomplexa, Conoidasida, Eucoccidiorida, Sarcocystidae. The coding region runs from base 1 to 228 and encodes 75 amino acids. The transcript has 2 exons. The record is from RefSeq and is a predicted model, not a curated record.